This is a messenger RNA of Trichoderma breve, 3462 nucleotides long. RefSeq lists its product as uncharacterized. Bases 1 to 3462 code for a protein of 1153 amino acids. The transcript is spliced from 5 exons. NCBI's taxonomy places the organism in Eukaryota, Fungi, Ascomycota, Sordariomycetes, Hypocreales, Hypocreaceae. The record is from RefSeq and is a predicted model, not a curated record.
AUGGUGACCAUCAAACAAGACUCGGAGCUGAUGACAAACUAUGUCUCGGCCAACCCCAUCCCAGCUGGCCAGCAUUUUGCAGUCUUCAGAGAUGCCAACAUGGAUCCAGGUGUCUUUUCCCUGAGUGAAGACUCCUAUCUUUACUUGAUUACUGUCAUCAAUGGCAAAGCCACUAAAAUUGACUUUGGAAGCGUAUCUGGCAUCGUUCCCAGCGGUACCAAGGUUCAGGCCUUUGCUGUUGUUCAAGCACCGGAUUCUACACUUGACAUCUGCAUUGCCACUCCUGGAGCCAACGCCACAUCUUCCUUUACAUUGCUUUACGGUAUCACAUUUGCUGAACUUCAGAGUCCCAUUCCAAGCUCCAAGAUUAUUCGUGGAGCUUCCUUUCCUACAGUUGACCACAUUUACAUGAACAAUAAAUCUACGGAUACAAAACGCACCUUGCCUUUAGUUAUGGUAGCAUUCCAACGUCCAGACAGACUUGCCAGCACAGAAGAUCUACGAUUUGUCCAAUUUAUUCAGAACCAGGCGACGUUAUUGGGUCCAUGGUCCUUGGCUGCGAAUCCCAAAAGAAUUAUAGACGUUGCUUUGGGAACCUGUGCUCUUGGAGACGGCGUAUUUGUCUUAUAUGAAACCUUCAGCGGGCCUACACACAUUCAGUUCAAGUUCUUCACCGGCAGCACCAUGGUCGUGGAGCCAAUUUGCCCUACCGGCGCAACUUGCAUUAAUUCAUAUGUCGAUCCUACGUCGCAUCAGAGUAUUCUUCUCAUUGGAGGUCAAAACAUCACGGCCUUCAAGUCAAGCGAAUACUGCUCUGCCAAAGGCAAAGGAACUGUCAUAAACACGGGAGACCAAGUCAGUGGCCUCAAGGACCUCCAUGUCACCUUGUCUGGACAAACUUUGAGAUUUUGGUACACGACCAACACAGACGCCGUUCACUAUUAUACAGCACAAAGCACAACCCUUUCCAAUGGAACUGUGAUUCCUCUCCUUUCGGAUGGAAAAGGCGGCCAAAUUUCUGGGUUGCUUUCUUUGAAGUCUGCUGACGGUUCAGAUCAAACACUUGUCAGCAGCUUGCUAUCCGUAGAUGAGUAUGGCAACCUCAUCCUCUUGCAACAAGAUUCGGUGUCACAGCUGUGGCAAACAUACCCCUUCUGGUAUGCGUCAGACUUGAAUGUCAUCGAGACCAAGGGAUUCAUGCUGCGGAUGCAUGCUACAGCCACCACUAGCGAUGAAGCCAGUCUCAUUCCUGGGUGCUGGCUCAGAGUCAGCGCUUCAGGUGUUGUUCGAUGUACCGUCAAUGGCCGGUAUGCUUCACUUGGGCCCACUGGUCAAUGGUAUCAGACAGAUGCCAAGGGAGUUCUGAACAUACAACUUCAGAGCGAUGAUGCUUCUUGUUUCGUUUUCUCAGCAGACGCUUACCGCGCUGCCAAACCUGGAUCUCCUGAGACUUCUCUGCAGAACCCACUCCUGGAUCCCUCGGUGAAGGUAAUUAUGAAGCUUGACAAUGUUCAGACUCCCGAAGAUGUUCGCGCCCUCAAGAAGCAAGAUGGUACUCCUCUUAUUCCAUCCGAUGCCUCGGAUGACGAUGUCAAGAGUGCUGCUGCAUCGAUUCAAGCCUUGGUAGAUCAGACACGUCAGAAUCAAGGGGAUAGCCAGCAGCAGUUGCUGAAAUCCUUCAAGGCAGUAAGCCUUGUGGCUGCUUCUGGAGGGGAAAUGGCUCAUGGCAUACGAGCUUUCUCUAUUGGAGGCACGCUCAAAGAUCUCUGGCAUCAGGUUGAGGACAAGGUUGAAGAUGCUGUUGAUUGGGGUGUUAAUCUUGUUGAGGACGCUGCUGGCAAAGUCUGGCAAUUCAUUAUCAAAAUUGGCGAUGAAAUCUAUACCUUUAUUCUGGAUACAGCUUCGGUCAUUGUCAAGGCUGUCGUCUGGGUCUUCAAGAAGCUGGGCGUCCUGUUGCAGGAUGUUAUUGACUUUUUGGGAUACUUGUUCAAUUGGGAUGACAUUCUCGCUACAGCCGACAGCAUUACCACUGGAUUUAAUGCAGCUCUUGACUAUGGGCAACAUCUUCUGGAUACUACUGAGAUCACAGUCGACUCAUGGCUAGAAGAGCUCCGUACCACCAUCAAAGCUCAAUUACCCACGCUGCAGAACCAAAACUACGAUGGCGCUUCUGCUGCUCCUAAGAGCGUAAAGUCAAAGGCUGCCCUAGAGCCCACUGCUGCGUCUAAUGCUGAUGAGACUGACCAAGAUGUCAAGUCGGAUGUUGCCUACAACUGGUCGACAUAUUAUUUCACAUAUGGUGGCGGUACUACCAAUGCCGUCCUAACUGAUAAUAGCACUCCUGGUUCGGCAGAAGACGACCUCGUUGCUAUUUGGGACGAUAUCCAAGAUGAGCUCGACACUAUCGUCAAACUCUGCACUAACGUCGCCAAAGAUUUCCUCGACUUUUUCGAUAGCGGGGAGUAUGAUAUCAAGGCUCUCAUGGUCAAGAUCUCUGGAGAUCUUCUAGAUGCCAUAAUCGACUCUCUCAAGACCCUUGGAGAUAUCCUAUUCAAGGCCUUGGCUUUGGGUAUCAACUUGAUCAAGACCCUCGCCAACGGCAACAUGGAUAUCCCUGUAAUUGGAUGGCUCUGGAAGAAGAUUGCCGGCAACCGACCCCUUUCUCUACUAGGACUGGUCGCAUUGCUCAUGGCCAUUCCUACAACAGUUCUCUACAAGGCCAAGGCAGACAAGGCCCCUCCAAAGCUUACGGGUCGACUGACCUCUGAUACUUUCGGUCAGUAUGUAUCGGGCACAGCUGAUCCUGCCCUUGCUAAGGACGUGACCAACUUCACGCUGGCAACGGCCACGAGUCUGGAGUUGGUGUAUGGCGAGUUCAAGACCAUUUCUCUCCUCAUCGACAGCGCCCUUGAAGGCACCGGGUUAGAAAGUGUUCCGAUCGGACCUGUUGCCCAGCUCACCAAUGUGCUGAACGCAACGUCACUUACAUUCGAGACGAUAUCCACGUUCAUCACCUGGCCAGUCGGCGAGGAUCCCACGAAGCCGCCGACUGAUACCUCUACAACAGCCAAAUUUGUCAAGUACUCUAAAUUGGGGCUCACCGUCUCCAAUUUUGGCGCCGCAGCGCUGGCAAAUGUCAUCGCCAAGGUGAAGAAGGCCGAUCAGCCAACCAUCAAGCGCUGGAAGGGCACCAUCGCCGCCGUUGUGGCUGUCCCUACACUCUGCGUUGCCCUCACUAACGAUAUCCACGAAGCACAAGAAGGAACAGUGAAGACAGAGCUUGUCGCCAACCACUUCAUUGAAGCCUUUUUCGAGCUUGGCAAGCAGUUGGGAUUUGCGGCAGCAUCUUGGGACAAUGAGAUCGAGAGUAUCAUUAUGUAUGUUGGGCUGGCGGUGCAGCAGAUUUGCAGUUAUGGCGGAUAUGGCUGCAAGAUUUACGACUUUGUGGAAACGUAUCAGUGA